AUGGGUAACUUCUGCGCUUGCUAACCUAAAAAGUCCUCAAACAAUCUCUACCUUUAAUCAGCCUAUAGAGAAUCUACUCAAGCUAAUGAUGCUGAUAUUUUGAGAGGGCAUGCAAAAGACUUUAGGGUGAAUAAGUAAAAGAUUGAUGAGCUUUCCCAGAAAAUACAUGAUUUCCUCUUAAAUCUAGCAGACACUGAUAGUUAAGAUCAAUACCUGGAUUUAGAGUAAUCUAAUGAAAGAAAAGUUAUUGAACUAGGAAUGCUUAUUGAUAAAUGUGAUAUAAAUGAGAAUGAAUAACUAGGUGACCAUGUUGUUCUUGACUUUACCAAAAGCUUGUUUAAUUAUAGGAAUAAACUUGAUGAUAAUGAAUCAGAGCUAUUUGAACUAAAAAAAUAAUGGAGAAAGUUCUUAAUAGACAAUGAUAUGAGCUAAUAAUUAUAAGAUGAUCUUUUGCAAAUGUUUUAAAAAAUUUAAUUGGAGUCUGGAAACAAUAAAUAAAUACUAGAUGGAAUCAAGGAUUUAAUAAUUGAUCAUAAAGAGCUUCUGAAAGUGCUCUUAGAAGACGAAUAAGUUAAGGAAGAUUAUACUCACAUUUCUGAAAUUUUGAUCAGAAGAGAUUAAAAGAUGAAGAGUUAUGAGAACAUUUAUAAUGAUCUUCAGGAGAGAUUUGUAAUGUCACUUGAGAAAAUUCAAGAGUUAGUGAGUGUAUUCACUCAAAUCAAUGGAGAUCAAAAGUUAUUUGAUUAGGUUAGGUAAAAUGAAGAUGCAGUAUAAGGAUUAGUACAGGCUAUUGACUUGAGAUUGAUCUCUGCUUUUGAAGAUUAGGUUAAAAUUUAUAAAGACAUUAAGAUAGAUUUAGAAUUAGUGUCUGAUAAAAUACUUGAUCUUUAUGUGGUCCUUCAAGAAAUUUUGAAUAGACUAAACGAUUUUGAGAGAACAUUGUAAAAACACAGUGAAGAGAGUUUGAGAUAGCUAGAUAUUAAAAUACUCUUACCUUAUAUUCAAUGUCUAAGUGAGUUAAGUUUUGUGAUUAACGAGCAGAGAGAUUUAAAUGAGGAAGUUGAGUUAGACAUUGAACAUAAAAAAUUGAUAUUUGGGGAAUCUAAUCUUGAUGAAAAGCUUUAGUCUCAUUCUUAGCAAUCACUUUAGUAAAGAGAGUCAAUCAAUGAGGUAAAGUCAGAAGUAAGAACGAUGCUAGGCUUGUUAGAGGAUUUAAAGGAAUAUGCCUCAGAUGAAGAAGAGUCUUAGCAAAUCCUAACUAAUAAAAAUUCUAUUCUAAGUAUGAAAGAGUUGAUUAAGUCAGUUGAUGAAUAGUGCACUAAAUCGGAACUUGAAAUUGAAAAUUUGAUAAACGAAGUUUAAGAUUUUAGUGCAAGAGGUGAGGAUUCUGAGAAAUUAUUGCUAAUAGAAAAGCUAAUGAGUAUCGAAAAACUAAUCACACUUAAUGAUAAUGCUGUAAAUAAAAUUAAUGAGAAAUUAAAGAAAAAAGCUAAGACUUUCUCGUUUUAUGAUUUAUAGAGCAAGUAUAAAAAACGCUCUAGAUAGAUCUAACAAAGCUCUUUUUUAAGAGACAAAGUGAAAAGGUAAAUCUAGAAAUUAAGGAACAACAAUGAAAAUAUGAUGGAACAAGGAGAGCUUAAAAUAGAUUAAAAGAUAAAUGAAUUUUGUGAUUUGCAAGAGAAGUUUAGUAAAGUACUAACUUAGUAGGAAAGCAUACUGUAGGAAAAGAUUUUCCCUCAUAUUCCUAAGGAUCCUCUUAGUAUAAAAAACUCAGAAUAAAAUAAACUAUUUUAAAGAUAACAAGACAUAAAGGUGAAGUUAUAGGAUUUAAACUAGAAAUAUUUGCAACUUUCUGAAAGCAUUCAGAAUUUUAAACUAUCAAAACAGAAAAGUUUAAAUCACAAUAAAAAUUAAAAAGAAACUUUCAGAUUGCCAUUAUAUGUAGCUAUUCCAGGCGAUGAAAUAGAUUAAUAAGUUGCUGAAUACAUAAAUAAAGCUUAAGAGCAGGAGCCCAUUCCAGUUAAGAUACAAAGAAUUGACAAUGCUCUCUACUAGUUUGGUAGUAAAAAGAUUUCAAUAAAAGUAAUUAAAAACAGUUUGAUGGUUAAGCUUGGAGGUGGAUAUAUUUCCCUUGAAGAUUUUAUUCAAACAUACGGAGAAAGAGAACUAAAGAAGUAGCAAUUAAAGGAGACUGAUGAAUUGGAAAGUCUAUCAAAUAUAUCAGGUCCUCUGGAUAAAAGAAUCAAAUCCUUCAUAACUCUAAAUGGGUCUUCCAAAAGUUCGUAAUUUUGA
Messenger RNA from Stylonychia lemnae, 2292 nucleotides. Lineage: Eukaryota; Ciliophora; Spirotrichea; Sporadotrichida; Oxytrichidae. The record is from the annotation of a GenBank genome assembly.